GGUCAUACUGUUCGCAACCGCCCACAGGCUAUUGUUUUUAUUUGUUGUUUAAAGAAAUUUAUGAAAUGGAGCCCCCCUAUGCACCGCUGAGUGAAUCCUGCGCCAAGGCGCUGGGCGACAAGGUGUACGAGAAACGAAAGUUGGCCUCCCAAGAGAUCGAAAAAAUGGUGACGGAAUUCAACCACAAGAACAACUCGGGUCAAAUUCGUAAACUAAUUGAAGUCUUGUCUAAUGACUAUGCCACAUCACGGGACGCGAAUCGCCGCAAAGGGGCUCUUAUCGGACUGGCCGCUACUGGAUUAGGGCUGGGAAAGGACUCGGAUAAGUACGUCAAUGAACUUGUGACGCCCAUAUUGAAUUGCCUCUCCGAUCCAGAUUUGCGCGUCCGUUAUUUUGCCUGUGAAUCGCUGUACAAUGUGGUCAAGGUGGCCCGCUCCGCUAUUAUACCCUUCUUUCCAGAGCUGUUUGGUGCACUUUCCAGGCUAGUCACGGACUCUGAUCAAAUGGUGAAGGAUGGCAGCGAACUGUUGGACCGUUUGUUGAAGGAUAUUGUUACAGAAUCCUCACAGACCUUCAACCUGGAGGCGUUCAUUCCACUGCUUAGAGAGCAUAUCUACGUUAAGGAUGCGUUCGGACGCCAAUAUGUAAUCUCAUGGAUAUCAAUCUUAAAUGCGGUCCCAGAUAUCAACAUGGUCAACUAUCUCACGGAGAUCCUGGAUGGCCUGUUCGUUAUGCUCGAGGAUAACACACCUGAAAUACAGCGCAUGUGCGAGACGACGAUUAGCCAGUUUCUGAAGUCGAUACGCAACGACUCGUCCUCGGUACGGAUGGAGGACACCAUUAAUACGCUGAUCACCCAUGCCCAGUCGCCCAACGAGCUGAUCAAAUCGAUUGCCAUCACCUGGAUUCGGGAAUUCGUGCAAAUAUUUGGACCAAAUGUAUUGCCCUUUGCCGGCGGUAUAUUCACAGCUAUACUGCCCUGCCUCGAAUAUAAUGUGGAAUCCAAACGGAGCAUAAAGGAGUGCGCCGUGUCUGUGAACAGCUCGAUGAUGCGCCUUGUUUCCACCAAGGAACUCAAAACGCAGACCAUUGCCAAGAUUGACUUGCGUUCCAUUAUGGACGUGCUGUCGCAGUACCUCACGCAUAACUCUAUGCACACAAAAAUCGCUGUGCUCAAAUGGAUGCAUCAUCUGUUUACCAAUUUUCCAAAUGAAAUGUCCAUUCAUGCCAGCAAUUUGAAUAACAAUCUCCUAUCCACGCUCGCCGACAACUCUGACGAGGUGGUGCUCCAAAGUCUGUCCGUUCUGGCGGAGAUUGUCAACUCGCAAGAUACGAGGGAUCUCAAUGACUUCAACAAGACACAUUACCGCAAGUUUUUACUUAGCUUAUUGAACCUCUUUAGCGAAGAGAAACUGAUUUUGGAGAACAGAGCUAGCCUUAUCAUAAGGAAUCUCUGUGUGCUGUUGAAUGCUGAAUACAUCUACCGCACAUUCGCUGAGAUCAUUGCAGAGGAAGUGCCCAACUUGAAGUUUGCCUCCACUGUGGUGCGCAUGCUGAACAUCAUUCUGUUGACCUCCACGGAGCUGUUCGAGCUGCGUACCAGCUUGCGAAACAUUUCCAACGAAAAGUCUGCCGAUCUGUUUCAAUGCCUCUACAAGAGCUGGGCCCACUGCCCGGUGUCUACCCUGUCGCUGUGCUUACUGGCGCAAAGCUAUCAACAUGUUUCCCAGCUGGUCGUACUAUUUUCUGAUGUUGAAGUGACCCUGGAACUGCUGAACGAACUGGAUAAGCUUGUACAGUUGAUUGAAUCCCCAAUAUUUGCAACGCUACGGCUAACGCUCGUAUCGAAAGCGAACAAUGGCGCCGAUGCACAAUAUUUGGCACACGCUCUGUUUGGCAUUCUCAUGCUGCUGCCCCAAACGGAGGCCUUCGACACCCUUCGCAACCGUCUUCAGUGCGUGCCCAACUAUUGGGGCCAGGAUCGCAUCGAUGAGCGCAAUUCGCUGGAAUACAAGAGCGGGAUCGAUUUUGAUGCCCUGCAACAGCAUUUCAUCAAAUUGCAAAAGGCACACCGGGAGCAGCGAAUCGUGCAUCGAAAGCGUAGCGUAAUUACGCCAGAGUAAUACAUCUUUUUAAGCAUAUUUUAUUUAAAUAACCUGUGAUUAAUCGUGCAGUCAAUCGCAUUUCUGUUUUAAUAAACAUGAAACUGCCUGAAAUUCGA
Molecule: messenger RNA, 2221 nt
Organism: Drosophila miranda
Lineage: Eukaryota; Metazoa; Arthropoda; Insecta; Diptera; Drosophilidae
Product: protein VAC14 homolog
Exons: 9
Coding region: 66-2123 (685 amino acids)
Biological process (GO): phosphatidylinositol biosynthetic process; positive regulation of kinase activity
Cellular component (GO): PAS complex; endosome membrane
Source: RefSeq, a predicted model, not a curated record